CUGGUCGGUGGCGCUGCUCGGCGUCCUGGUGGUGGCUUCGGCCGCAGGUGAGGGGUGAAUCCAGCGGGGAGCGGACGCACCUUCACCUCUUUGCUCCUCAAGGGCCCCGAGCAGAUGCAGAUGAUGGACCUCCGAUUGUCGUCACCAAGUACGGAGCCCUGGAGGGGAAGCAGGUGUCGGUGAAGGGAAUGGCCAAGCCCGUCUAUAACUACCUCGGUAUCCCUUUUGCGAAGCCGCCAGUUGGUCCCUUGAGGUUCUCCGUCCCGCAGACUCCAGAGACGUGGACAGGAACACGAAAGGCGACGACCUUCGCUCCAGGAUGUCUACAGAAUUCAACUUUGAUGGAGCUCAUGUCAGAAUUCCUGAGUAUUAAUUCAGGACCAGCAAUGUACAGUGAGGAUUGCCUGUACCUGAACGUGCACACACCUGUCCGGCCCAGUGACAACAAGACAAAGCUUUCCGUUAUGGUCUGGAUCCAUGGCGGGGGCUUUGUGGCGGGGAAUGCAUUACUCUAUGACGGAUCUUCACUUGCAGCUUACGAGGACGUGGUGGUUGUGGUGAUCCAGUAUCGGCUGGGAGUUCUUGGAUUCCUCAGCUCAGCGGACGAGCAUAUGCCGGCAAACCUGGGAAUGAUGGAUCAGAUUGAAGCGCUGAAGUGGGUCCAAGAAAACAUCAAGAGCUUCGGAGGAGAUCCCAACUCGGUCACCAUAUUCGGGGAGUCUGCUGGAGGAAUUUCUGUAUCAUUGCUCCUUGCUUCCCCCUUGGCGACAGGUCUGUUCCACAAGGCGAUAUCCGAGAGUGGCACUGCUCUCUACAAUGUACUUUUUAACCCUGAUCCAAAUGCGACAGUUCAGUGGAUCGCAGGCAAGGUGGGCUGUGGUCUGAGCACCUCACUGGAGGUUGUGACUUGCCUCAGGAACAAGUCUGGAGUAGAAAUAAUUAACCUCACCGGGACCAAGAUGUUUGCACCUAUAGUGACAGAUGGGAUCUUCCUAACGAAAAAUGCCGAGCAGCUCUUUGAAGCCAAAGAAAUCACUGUGGUCCCCUACUUGUUGGGUAUCACUAAUCACGAAUGUGGUUGGUUAAUAUCAAGGAUGAUGAGUCCACCAGGUUGGAAGGACGGACUGGACAGGGAGACCUCCAGAAUGAUCAUACGUGCAACACAAUUACUGACGGACGAGGAGGUGCAACGAGUCCAGGAAGAGUACAUGGGAGACACACAGGACAGGAUAGAGAUCAGAGAUCUACACCUUGAGUUGCUGGGAGAUGUGUUUAUGUUAGAGCCUACAAUCCGAGCUGCAAGAUAUUUCAGAGAUGCAAGGUGUCCGGUCUAUCUGUACGAGUUCCAGCACAAAACGAGUAUCCUUAGCAAGAGCCGCCCUGAUUUUGUGAAGGCUGACCACGGAGACGAGAUUGGAUAUGUCUUUGGUAGUGCUUUCUGGGAUGGAGACAUUUUGAUAAACGGGAGUGUGACUGCUGAGGAGAUGGAAUUGAGCAGAACUAUAAUGAAAUACUGGGCCAACUUUGCCAAGACUGGGAACCCCAAUGGCGAGGGACUGGCACUGUGGCCACUCUAUGAUCAGAGUGAGGGCUACCUGCAGCUGAACCUGAAGCCGACGGUUGGGAUGAAGCUGAAGGAACAUCGAAUGAAAAUCCUGACCAAAGUCUGGAAUCCCCAAGCUGGGAGCGAGACCACACAAACCCCAGAGAACCUUGCUGGGGCAGAGACCGAGCAAAGCUCGACAGGUGAUAAAGACCAGAGAGUAGAACUGCAGCCUCCAGCAAGCACACUUUAAACCCCCGGCUUAAAUGAACUAACUCUGUGAGCCUGCUUCCAGCUGGGUAUCCUCAAUGCCACUGGAAUGGUUACGCCAAUCCGGUUAAGCAAAAUGAGGGGUGCAGAAGCCUUUCAGCUGAUCUAACCCAACUCAUUCACUAACAAAUUCUCUUCAACCCAUCUCCCCUACUGGGGCAUAGGCAAUCGAAAGCUGCUCGCUUGCCAGGUCGUCUGUCCUGAGCCAGUCUUCCAAGUUGUCUCCAGGAGUAGCCCAUCUUCGAAGAUCCUUCCUCUCCCAGGAAUGAGAUUUUUGAAGAUUCUGUUGGCGUUUCGGUGGCAGUGGGAUUUUAUGGAAAGGAGAUGUUAGCCCCAUGCAUGACCUUCCUCCUUUUGCAGCCAGGCUUGGUGAGGUACACUAACAAAUCAGUAACAGGUAAAAGCACCUUGCUGUCCUUGCAAUAACCCAAUGGCCGAUGUUCCCCUUGUCUCACUCACUGACCCACUCCCACCUUCUCUGCCACUGCUUGCUUUCUCUCUCACACAAAACGCUAGAGGAACUCAGCAGGGCAGGCAGCAUCUAUGGAGGGAACAGAACAGUCAAAGUUUCAGGCUCAGAUCCUUCGUCAGGACUCGGAAUACUAAAGAAUCUGUUGAAUCUCUGGUGUUGAAGCUUCCUCCCUCGGUUUGCAGGAAGGAUCACCUGGUCUGAAUCAUUCCAGUUUCUCUCUCCACUUCAUCUUGGAAGUCUCGACAGUACUUCUCCUAUAGAUGCUGCCUGGCCUGCUGUGUUCCACCAGCAUUUUGUGUGUGUUGUUGUUUGAAUUUCCAGCAUCUGCAGAUUUCCUCGUGUUGUCUCUCUCCAGGGAGACUGCCUUACUAACUUCUUCCAUGGCCUCCUCUUCUACUAUGAUGAGGCUAUUCUCAGUUGGAGGAGCACACCUCAUAUUCUGUCUAGGUAGCCUCAACCCUUAAGCUGGCCUCUUACCUCUUGUCAUCACCUGCCUCUCACCUGCCCCUGGUGGCCUUCCUCCUGCCUUUCCUUCUGUUUGCUUAAUAUUUCUUUAUGAUUUGAUGCCUCCACCCUGCCAUGGGUGUGUGGGUGGUGUCUCUG
Hypanus sabinus (Atlantic stingray) is the source of this 2888-nucleotide messenger RNA. RefSeq names its product fatty acyl-CoA hydrolase precursor, medium chain-like. Bases 189 to 1796 code for a protein of 535 amino acids. The record is from RefSeq and is a predicted model, not a curated record. NCBI's taxonomy places the organism in Eukaryota, Metazoa, Chordata, Chondrichthyes, Myliobatiformes, Dasyatidae. The transcript has 13 exons.